Molecule: messenger RNA, 5088 nt
Organism: Mycena citricolor
Lineage: Eukaryota; Fungi; Basidiomycota; Agaricomycetes; Agaricales; Mycenaceae
Source: the annotation of a GenBank genome assembly
CGCGUUUGAAGGCAUCUCUCUUUGAGCAUCGGGGCGAGGACGGUGCAGACGGUCUCCUCUGCGCCUUUAACUGCCUUGGCAUAGGCGGUGGUAUGUGCCUCGGCAAGUCUUGAAAGGACUUUCGACAGAGGAACCAGUGUCUCUUGUCGUGGUAGCACAACCAUGUCGUCGCAAGCACGAUCGAGUAUUCUCUGAGAUUUUUGGCGCAGUUGUUCGCAAUGGGUUUGGUAUUGUGCAGAUAAUUUGUCGAUGAGAGCGGCGCCCAAAUCAAGGCUAGAUAGUCGUGCUUCAAUGGAGGGGGCCGAGGGGAUUUUGUGUCGCUUCCCACUGAGGGAGGCUUUCUCCGCAUCUGUUACUAGAUGAGGCUGCAGCUCGGCCUCAGGAAUAGUCUGUUUCCUGAGGGACUCAGUUGCCUGGAAUAAUUGCCGCAGGAGUUCGCGCGGUUCGGAAGUCAUUUUUGGGUGGGGUGGGUGUUGAAAGCAGAACGUAUGUUAACAGGUCCUCCGGCAGGGACAUGGACACACAAUGCGGAGUUGGCACUACUGAUGGCAGACAAUGCGGAGUUUGAAUGUCAUCCUUUGUCCCUGUCACUGUGCAAUGAUGCUUUAUUCUCUCUUACCACCAUGGCAGCUAUUAUUCGCGGCAGGCUUGAAGCUGCAGGAUCCGAGUUUCUGACCACUCUCGACUCGAAUACACUUGAGGCCUUCGAAGCUUUCCACGAGACUUGGGUCCCUCUAUCGCAAGAUGUUGCGCACAGGAUUGCCGCCGGUACUCUGGACAAAGACACCAUUGUCAUAGCGCAGACCCUCGCGUCUCAAAUCGCGUUGGCUAUGCGCCCUCUCCUUCUCCUGCGAACCCAAGCCGACGAGGCAGCCCUUCAGAUGCAAGCAGAUUUCGAGAAGGAUUUCAAUCUCGAGGACAAAGUCCCCCCUUUGUCGCGUUCGUCUUCUCCUCAUCGACGCAGCUCGUCGCCAGAAGGUCCUCUGCCUCCAAAUACGCGCUUCGAUUCGCGUGCCCUGCCAUAUAUCGAAGCCGCCUACCGGUGGCUGCUGAAACACGUACACAACCCAUACCCCAAGAAAGAAACCAAAGAACGCCUGGCCGAAAUCUCCGGUUCAACCCCGGAACGUAUCACUGAAUGGUUCGUCGACGCCCGUCGUCGCAUGGGCUGGACCAAACUUCUGCGUGAAGAGUUCGACCGCCGACGCGCCGACAUGAUUGAUGCCGCGCACCGAUUCUUCAUCCAUCCUAUCAGGGGUCAACCACUUCCGCAGGAUAUCUUUGCCGAGUUCGCGAAGAUCGAGCAGACGACGCGUGAAAUGUACGCGGGCAAGUUCAUCCCGGGCGACCUUUCAAACAAGAUGGCUGCCGUAGUGCGGGAUCUGUCGGUUGAAAAGCUCGAAGAGAGCAGACGCAAAAAGAUGGAGAGGAAGGCAUUGGAAGACGCGGCUGCGGCCCACUGCGAAGGAAGGACUGUCGAUGCCGGUCAUAAACGGUCCCGAUCUGACGCGGACGAGUACGUGAUGCUUUCCAGGAAACGCUUCCGGACUGGGGACCACAUCCCCCUUCCUUCGCCGGCGUACUCCGUUCAGGUGCCAGAUGCGGUGUCCAAUCCCCGCAAGCGGCGACUGUCCAGUGUCGAUUCGCAACAUACCACUUUCAAACGGCCCCGGACUCAGGCUGAGAUUGACGAUAGCUCACGCGUGCAGGAGGAAUCGGGCGUGGAACCUGUCAUUCCCAUCACCGUCACGCUUGCUGGCACCCCCGAUGUGCUGGCUGAUUGGUUCAGCACCGACCGUAAUGGGGAGACGGACAUCUUCGAGUCUGGCCAGCUGUUGGAUAUUCAAUUCUUUGACCCUCUGGCCCUCAACAUGUCUGACGAAGAUGACGAUGGGCCUGUCACUCCUGUCGACGCUCCAGCACAGUCCAUGUUCUUCCCCUCUCCAACUUUCGACCAUGAAGACACGCUUGCUGUGGACGUUCCGGCUGAUCUGCAGGCCUUGUUUGACUGGUCAAUCACAGUGCCACAAAACCCCGCAGAGCAUCUCAGCGCUGACAUGAAUUCUAAUUCGACCUUUGUGGACUUGGGCCCGCAGGGAACGAUUUCAUAUGAAGUGCCGCAGGACUUGCUGGCUGGAUUUCCGGCCCCACUUCCUGGAUUGGAAGGGUCUGUGCAAGAUUCAUUCAUCACGCCUCAGAGCGUUGCUCAGAUGAUGGCUACGUAUCCUGACAUGUCCUACGGAGCAUAUCCUGGCUAUGUGCAGCCUUACGGCAAGGAUAUGACUGCCCCUCCGGUGCAAUUCACUGCCGUGGACCCGAACCAGCUCAGCAUGGGGAUAUUCCAGUACCAACCUACUUAUUGAUCACUUAUUGACUUUAUUUCUUUUCUCGUUUGAGAACCUCAUCCGCAUACCAUAUCAUCUGUACGACCACUCGACUCACUGCACAAACUCAAGCUCAAUGUAUCACCGCUAUCUCUAUGCCUAUUUGUUAUAUAUGCACAUGCCAUGUCUUGGAAAUACUGCACUCUCGAGUAUUACUUGGUAGAUACUGAUUAAUACACCUCGUCAGAUUCAAUGCAGCCCCCCCUCCCCGACAUCAUCCUCAAUGCGCCACCUACCGACCUCCCGCAUGGCCUGGGCAUCACCUUCUUCGAGCUGCGGCGUAGAGAGUAGUGUGCUGACCAUCUUCCACGGGUCUUUUCCUCCGCCGUACCUAAGCACCUCUUGCUUGUACUGUUCUCCUUUUUCACGAUCGAGCGGAUCCUCCGAGAAGACGUUCCUCCACACCCGCGAUGCGAUCGCACGGUCGAAGAGGUACGAAUAGUACGUCGCGGCAUAGCCCACCAAGUGUCCGAAGUGUGCUUGAGACGAAGUUCCAGGAACAUGAGGGAUCAGGCCACGCGUGUUGUGCAGCCUCGCGAGCUCGGCGGUCGAAUCGAAGCCGCUUUCGAGGACUGACGGAGAGUGAUAACCCUGGUCCAGCGCUGCGAGCAGGAUUUGCGAGUAUGUGUCAAUGGAAUGGCAAGGAUCGACGUGCUGGUUGGCGCUCUGCCGCGCCAGAGUAGUAGAAUCCUCGGCGUCGAACAGAGAAAGGACGGAAGGCGAGCUGAGGAAGUGUUCCAUCAGGAUCGACGGCAACUCGACAAAGUCUGUAGCACAGCGGGUACCGGAGACGUUCUGAUACUCGGUUCGGCCGAUCAUUGAGUGCAUAGCGUGGCCCAUUUCGUGGAACAGCGUCGACACUUCGUGCCACUGCAACACCGACCCCCUCCAGAACUCGCAGACGAGCACGACCAGAGGCAACUGGUACGUCCCGUCCUGGCCAGGGAGCACGUGCCGCUUGACGGCUUCAAAAUUCUUGGAGAUUGCGAUGUGUGGUUCGAGCUCAGCUCCGAUGAGAUCCCCAGCUUCGUCGUCGUCGUCCGUUCUCCUCGAGCAUCGCACGGUGUAGUGUGCCGCGCCACUUGCCUUGCCACGCCGAGCAUACAGAUCGGCGUAGAUCCACCCAAUCACGCCUUUUGUCUCAUCUACCACUUCUAGCUUCGUGACAUCGGCAUGAUAUGUCUCUCCAGCCUGGACUGACACAGGUCGCAAAGAAACACCGUAUAGAUGCCGGAACAACCGCGAUAGACCCAUGAACACCGUCCCCAGCGUCAAAGGGGGAAGUGCUAUCGGCGGGGCUGGUGGUUCGGGAGGGCAGUAGAAGUCGCGAUCCCAGGCUUGGAUUACCGGGAGAGAUGGGAUGCGCAGGUGGGUUUGUUUCCGCUGGCUCAAUGCAUGCAAGGCGCUUUGGGCUGCCGGCCGAGUGUGAUCGAGGAGAGCGUCAAUGAAGUGUCCGACAUUGGCUGCGUAGCAGAUGAGUAGAUGUAGAGCAACUUUGAGUUGUAACGCACCUGGUGAUUUCGCCAUCUUGUCCUCAAGCGUCAUAGCGGCAAAACUCGGUUUCCCGACCAACUGUGCCAGUUCCGCCCUUUUCCUCAACAGUUCUUCCAGAACCUGGAUGUGUUCAACUGGACUCGAAUUCGACGCGAUGUAGACGCGUCUUCGAGCUUCUUCGGCGGGCGCAGACCGCAUAAUCAUCUGCGCCUGCAGAGAGCCAGGGUAGACGAGUAAAUCGCGCUGAGUGAAGCGCGCCUGCAGUUGCAGCCGCACUCCCAUGCCCUGGUCCUUGAGCCCCGCCAACUCGGCUGGUUUAAUCGAUGCCGGGGGGCCAGGGGUGGAUGUGCCCUGCAGAAACUGCCGCCCCAGAACCAGAAUAUCGGAAGAGAGGUCCACGAAUCUGUUACGUUUGUCCGGCGGCAGAUGGAUGGCAGAGUUCUCAAAGUCGCGUGAAAAAAUGAGUGCAGUGGCUAGUGCCUCCCUCGAUAACGUCUUCCUAAUCUCUGAGUCAUUAAGCACUGUUUUCAAAACCUAGAAGAACGAGCUGUUAUAGCCCACGCAUGCGACGGACGAAACACACACACACACCUCGUACAACCCAGUGUGCGUAUUCAGCACAUUCAUAAAAUUACACAACUUCUCAUGUGCGAAGUUGGCCGCCUCCACCCACAGCUGUUCCGGGUGCGCAUUCUGCACCAGCUCCGCCAAGUCGAUCACACCACACAGCAGGUCGCUCAGGCGGUCCAGGUUCUUGACGACUAGCAUCAACUCCUCGCGGGACCUGUGCGCGUCGACUAUCCGGUCCGUGAGUAUCUGCGCCCGGAUGAGCGUCGCAUCCGUGAGCUCGAUGAGCGCCUCGGGUCGGGUCAGGGAUUUGUGUCCGAACAACCCGGUCGGCGACAAGGAACCUGCGAUGGAGCCGAAUUUGGACUUGGGCCGGUCGAAUAUCGUCGCUAGCGCCUUGUCGUCGACCGACGCUGGGAUUGUGUGUGUGUGCGCUUCUCGUCGCCCUGGUCGCUGGGGUCUGGUUGGCUGAUCCGUGCGCGCCAGCAGACAUCCACGAAAUCGAAAAACACGUCGGAGGCUCUGGCUGGACACCGCAUUUCGCCGCAGCAUCAGUCGUUGGUUGGAGUGGCGGAGGCUGGGAAUACGGGGGGCACGAGUUUGAUCUUCCCGUCCUGUCCUCCGAGACCCGACUGACGCGAUC